Lepisosteus oculatus (spotted gar) is the source of this 2634-nucleotide messenger RNA. It is a transcript of the gene tubb1, whose product is annotated as tubulin, beta 1 class VI. Gene Ontology annotation, cellular component: cytoplasm; microtubule. The record is from RefSeq and is a predicted model, not a curated record. Gene Ontology annotation, biological process: mitotic cell cycle; microtubule cytoskeleton organization. Gene Ontology annotation, molecular function: structural constituent of cytoskeleton; GTPase activity; GTP binding. NCBI's taxonomy places the organism in Eukaryota, Metazoa, Chordata, Actinopteri, Semionotiformes, Lepisosteidae.
GCGAGCUGUGUUUCAGACUCGUCUGCCUUCAGCCUGUGUCUCAGUGUCCUGCCGCACUCCUCACAAUGCGCGAGAUCGUCCACCUGCAGAUCGGACAGUGUGGGAAUCAGAUCGGGUCCAAGUUCUGGGAGGUGAUCAGCGAUGAGCAUGGGAUCACUGCCACGGGCACCUACCAAGGGGACAGUGACCUGCAGCUGGAAAGACUCAAUGUCUACUUCAAUGAGGCACAUGGCGGCAAGUAUGUCCCUAGAGCCCUGCUGGUGGACCUCGAACCCGGGACCAUGGACAGUGUGAGGAGCAGCCGGAUAGGACAGCUCUUCAGACCAGACAACUUCAUCCAUGGGAACUCUGGCGCCGGGAACAACUGGGCCAAGGGGCACUACACGGAGGGGGCGGAGCUGGUGGAGAGCGUGAUGGACGUGGUGCGGAAUGAGUGCGAGAGCUGCGACUGCCUGCAGGGCUUCCAGCUCGUGCACUCGCUGGGUGGCGGCACGGGCUCGGGCAUGGGCACGCUGCUCGUCAACAAGAUCCGGGAGGAGUACCCCGACCGCAUCAUGAACAGCUUCAGCGUGAUGCCCUCGCCCAAGGUGUCCGACACGGUGGUGGAGCCCUACAACGCCAUCCUGUCCAUCCACCAGCUGAUAGAGAACACGGAUGAGACCUUCUGCAUCGACAACGAGGCGCUGUACGACAUCUGCUUCCGCACGCUCAAGCUCAUGACGCCCACCUACGGCGACCUGAACCACCUGGUGUCGCUGACCAUGAGCGGCGUCACCACCUCCCUGCGCUUCCCCGGGCAGCUGAACGCCGACCUGCGCAAGCUGGCGGUCAACAUGGUGCCCUUCCCCCGCCUGCACUUCUUCAUGCCCGGCUUCGCCCCGCUGACGGCCCGGGGCAGCCAGCAGUACCGCGCCCUGACCGUGCCCGAGCUCACCCAGCAGAUGUUCGACGCCCGCAACAUGAUGACGGCCUGCGACCCCCGCCGGGGGCGCUACCUCACGGUGGCGGGCAUUUUCCGCGGCCGGAUGUCCACCAGGGAGGUGGACGAGCAGAUGCUGGCCAUGCAGCAGCAGAACAGCAGCUACUUCGUGGAGUGGAUCCCGCACAACGUCAAGGUGGCCGUCUGCGACAUCCCGCCCCGUGGCCUCAAGAUGGCCUCCACCUUCAUCGGCAACAGCACGGCCAUCCAGGAGGUGUUCCGCCGCAUCUCGGAGCAGUUCUCCCUCAUGUUCCGGCGCAAGGCCUUCCUGCACUGGUACACCGGAGAGGGCAUGGACGAGAUGGAGUUCACCGAGGCCGAGUGCAACACCAACGACCUGGUGUCUGAGUACCAGCAGUACCAGGACGCCACGGCAGACCUCGACUGGGAGGGGGAGGAAGAGGAGGAGGAGGGGGAGGAAGAGGGUGGACAGGGGCUAGCACAGACGGAGGUGGAGGACAUAUAGGGGACUGAAUAAACAAGAGACCGGGACCAACAGGAAUAUUGCUAUAUUGUAUAUUCAGUGGGAGUUUUAUCCAAUAGGACUUAUGUCAGGGAUUUGGUGUUGGGGAUGGGAAUGCAGGAUGGAGUCGCAAAGUUUUGAGCCACUUUAGGUAACACAGGGAGUCACACUGAGGGUGGAGUUGGGAGGGCAGAGGUGAUGAAUGAGCUGGUGCAGAAUGUCAGCCACCACUGUGUCUUCUGUGUUUGUUUUUAUUUAUUUCCAUCUGCUCCCCAAUCUCCUGGAACCUAGAAUUUAAUUAACGCCUUUCUCUGCUUCAUCACUGGCAUUUAAGAGUUCCUUUGCAGUCAGAUGUUAAUUGCUCUUCGGUACAUCAGCUGAAAUGAAUGCCAGCAGACACAAGAGCCCUGCUGGCUUGGUGCUGGUACCCCAACGCCACAGUGUUUCGAACUUUAAGCCCAGAAAUAAGCAACCCCCACCUGGGGGGGGUAUUCUGCCUGCUCGGCUUGCUCCUUGACUAUUUAUUACAGCAAGUUUUGCUUUGUGUUUGGCUGUCUGUGUGAAUUAGCACUUGGCGAGUCUCUAUGUGCUUGUGUCCUUGCCAGUGAGUUUCCAGCCCCCGAGCUCCUCAACCCCUGUCCUUUAAUUGGUGGCUUCGUUAGUCUUGACUUACUCACUAAUUGGUUCAAUUAGGUAUCAGAGUGCUAGAAUGUGCUUCCAAUCAGAAAACCCUGUAGCUCUUAGUGACCCUAGUCUACACCAAGUAGGCUGGUGUGGGAUAACAUCAUAUGUUACAUUAUGUAAUAUGUUACGUGGAAAUAUGCAAAGUUUUCUAGGGAAGUCACCCACCUGCUGUGUGUAGAUUGUACUCUGGGAGAGAGGAUAACUGAUCCAAGCAGGGUAGCACAGCAGCUGCCCUAGACUGACAGAAAGUGCUAGGUUUAAAUGUCAGUAGGCAGUACCAUUGAAGAGCAAUAUAAUAAGAAUAGAUACAAAGAUCUUUUCGUAUCUAAGCUACAUAGAUCCAAAAAGCAUUUCUUACACUGAAUUCUCCUUAAUAACUUUGAGCCUGUAGCUAUGUUUCAAACAAUUGUAUAUACACCUGUAUAAUAAACUUACAAUGUGUUGUUUAGCACAAAGGAAGUAGUAAUUAUACAUCAUUAAAAAGGUGCUCAUUCGCUUUUGGAUUAAA